Molecule: messenger RNA, 762 nt
Organism: Trichoderma atroviride IMI 206040
Lineage: Eukaryota; Fungi; Ascomycota; Sordariomycetes; Hypocreales; Hypocreaceae
Source: RefSeq, a predicted model, not a curated record
GCCCCUGGUUAGAUACUUGGGAUGACUUGCACAAGAGAAAAAAACGGGAAGAAGCAAACGGAGGAGCGAUUGAAUUCGAUGUCGGAGAUGAAGAUGAUCCAGCCCUAUUGAGCUCGUUGAGUUCAUUGAGUUCCGUAAGGAUGGAUGACCAAAAUGGAGAUGGAGACGAAGAUGGAGACGGAUACGUCAUUGUUGAAGGCGAAGCUGGAGUUGAACAUGAAACCGCGAGGGGCUCUGAUAACGAAAACGAGGGCAAAAAUGAAGAUGGAGAUGCAACCAUGAUCGCAGGUGGAAACGAAAACGAGGGUGGAAACGAAAACGAACAUGAAACCGCAGCUGGAAGCGGGCUCGCAGGUGGUGAUGAAACUGGAAGAUAAUACGUACAAGUACCAGUAACAGCCCUCGAUGAUUGAGUGACGUCGAGGAGAGGCGGCUCGCCCGAGCAAGAAUGUGGCAGUGGGUGGCCGAUGAGGGCUGGGAUUCAAUUGAUGCCAGUGACGGGAGAACGAAGGUGAAAUGAAGACGAAAGAGGGGGGGAAUUACUCUUGGAUUUGCUCUGAUACCGUUCUUGUGUUUUAUCUUUUUCUUAUCACUCUUGGUAUUCUUACUUCUAUGACAUGGGCAUGGAUAUUGGGAGUAACGGCUUUCAUAAUUCAAAAACUCCAAACACGAAGAAAGGGGAAAGGGGUGGAACAGGGUAUGUUUUAUUAUGAAGCGACUAUUUUACAUUGCUCAAAAAUGAUAACAGCGAAUUUGUUUUUG